AUUAGUGAAUAGUGAUUACAAUUUACAACUUAUGUAGUUAUGUGUGUCAUGCCUGUAUGUUAUGCUAGAGCUUGAUAGUCCAUAAUAUAUUAUUCUACGUUUCAUUAAUCAUUCCAAAUUUACAAUCGAAAUUUAAUUGGUAUAUUUCUUCAAGUUACCACUGUUAAAUUGUUAAAAUGGUCGUCAAAGAAAUCAUGCACGAUCCCCAGUUUCAAGAAGAAUUAAACGCAAACAGCAUGAAGCUGGUCGUUGUUGAUUUCUCCGCUACCUGGUGCGGUCCGUGUAAACGUGUCGCGCCUCUGUAUGAUGAACUCUCAAAUAAAUACGACCGUGCAGUGUUCCUUAAAGUGGAUGUCGACAAAUGCCAGGAAACAGCCGCUAGUCAAGGUGUGUCGGCCAUGCCGACUUUCAUACUGUAUCGCAAUAAAGUAAAAGUGGCAAAAAUUCAGGGUGCUGAUAUUGUAGCUGUAGAAUCAAAAAUCAAACAACUGUAUGAUGCAGCGUGUGCUGCUUCUGGCGAAGACUGUGGAGUACCUGGCCAAAUGGACCUAAGUUCGUUCAUCAUGAAAAAUCAGUGUGAAGCUCUGAAUGAUUCAGAUGACCAUCCGCUUUCAGCAUUUAUCGAGAACCGUGGCUAUAUUGAAUCAGAUUGUGAUCAGCAACUUAUUUUAUCAUUAACCUUCACGCAAUCUGUCAAAGUGCAUUCUAUCAAAGUUAAAGCUCCUAAAGAUAAUGGACCAAAAUCAUUGAAGUUGUUUAUUAACCAGCCUAAUACUAUAGAUUUUGAUGCUGCAACUUGUAAUUUAGCUACACAAGAACUUGAAUUAAAACCUGAUGAAUUAGAUGGUAAAAUUGUCAACUUGAAAUAUGUAAAAUUCCAGAACGUCCAUAAUCUGCAAAUAUUUGUUGUAAACAAUCAAACUGAUGAGGAAGUAACAAGAAUAGAUAGUUUGGAUAUUAUUGGAAUGCCUAUAUCUACAACUAACAUGGGUGAUUUCAAGCGAGUUGCUGGUAAAGUUGGAGAAGCUCAUUAAAAGUGACAAUGUUUAUUAUUAAAAACUCAUAUUAUGCUGUACACUAAAUUAACAAACUAAAAAUAACAUAAUUAACAUAUACCAGUUUUUUAUUCUCCAAAAUUAUAUAAUUCUACAUUUGUAUGUUUGAUAUAAAAUUCAUGUUUGUAAAAAAAAAUUACUUAAGAACGUUUUACCAAGUAAAAAGUUUCAUCUGGCUUAAA
This is a messenger RNA of Melanaphis sacchari, 1237 nucleotides long. RefSeq names its product thioredoxin-like protein 1 (gene Txl). The record is from RefSeq and is a predicted model, not a curated record. The coding region runs from base 177 to 1034 and encodes 285 amino acids. Lineage: Eukaryota; Metazoa; Arthropoda; Insecta; Hemiptera; Aphididae. The transcript has 2 exons.